Messenger RNA from Gastrolobium bilobum, 975 nucleotides. RefSeq lists its product as uncharacterized. The record is from RefSeq and is a predicted model, not a curated record. The transcript has a single exon. The coding region runs from base 1 to 783 and encodes 260 amino acids. Lineage: Eukaryota; Viridiplantae; Streptophyta; Magnoliopsida; Fabales; Fabaceae.
AUGCUUUUAUAUAUGGCUGCCUUGGAGGUUACCAAGAGUAAUGUGGGGACUUCUACGGUUAGGUUUGGUAUUGGAGAACCUACAGCUGCGGCAAUUGCCAAUGCAGUUGCUGGCUUGAGUGCAGCCAUGGCAGCUCAACUUGUGUGGACCCCAAUUGAUGUUGUGAGCCAGAGGUUGAUGGUUCAAGAUGGUUAUAAUUCCAGUAAUCCUAAGGCUUCAGCUUGUCGAUAUGUCAAUGGGAUUGAUGCCUUCCGGAAAAUUCUUAGCACAGAUGGCCCUAGGGGCUUGUAUAGAGGUUUUGGGAUAUCAAUCUUGACCCAUGCACCUUCCAAUGCAGUUUGGUGGGCUUCAUAUUCUCUUGCACAAAGGAUGGUUUGGGGUGGAGUUGGGUACUACUUGUGCAAGAAAAGUGAGGAGAGGAGUGACACUGCAACUAAUGUUAAUGCUAGUGCUAGUGCUAAUGCUUUGAGGCCAGAUACAAAAACAGUAAUGGCAGUUCAGGGACUCAGUGCAGCAAUGGCUGGUGGCAUGUCUGCUUUGAUUACCAUGCCACUGGAUACAAUCAAGACAAGACUGCAAGUCUUGGAUGGUGAUGAGAAUGGCCGUCGCGGACCAACAGUUAUGCAGACGGUGAGGAGUCUGGUUAAGGAAGGUGGCUGGAUGGCUUGUUACAGAGGAUUGGGACCUCGAUGGGCUUCAAUGUCAAUGUCUGCAACGACAAUGAUCACAACCUAUGAGUUCCUAAAAAGGCUUUCCGCAAAGAAUCAAGAGGUUUUGACAUGAUGAAUGAUAGGUUUAUAAUAACAAAAAGGAAAACAAAGAGAAGAGGAUGGUUUUUUCCUCUCUUCUUUGCCUAAAUUAUGUUCUUAGCUUCUCUCAACUUGUCUAGGUUAUCUCUUCUCUUUGAGCUUGCCAGCAUGACUGCUUGAUCAAUGUAAGUCAUUGCAGUUUAUCCUAUAUAAAUAAAAAAUUUCU